GACGAAGUUCAAUAAGAAUGACACUGUUUAUAUGAAAUACGGAUUAAAAAGACCAUAUUUUAAUUUUGAGGACAUAGAAAAUGAGAAGUUUAUUAUUUGUAUGUAUUUUUGUUUGCGUCUGUUAUACAGCAACAGGGUACUGUCGUUCACAUGUAAUACAUAAAGAAUUUUGCACGGCCCCAAAUGGCGUAACCAUACCUGCUGGAGGAGAACUUCUUCUACAAGAUAAGUGUGAGAAAUGUACAUGUUCAAGCGGAACUGGUCAUACAUCGCUUAUUCUCUCCUGCUGCGGUUAUGGCAUACAUGCUGGUCCGAUAGCUCCUCCACCUGGUUGUAAAAUAGUGGCCGGCGACGACGGAUGUUCGGUGAAAUUGGUUCAAGUAACAGAUGAAUCGCAAUCAUGUCGUAUAUAAUUACACAGUACAUGACAUAUUCAUA
This is a messenger RNA of Mercenaria mercenaria, 438 nucleotides long. RefSeq lists its product as uncharacterized. Lineage: Eukaryota; Metazoa; Mollusca; Bivalvia; Venerida; Veneridae. Bases 81 to 413 code for a protein of 110 amino acids. The record is from RefSeq and is a predicted model, not a curated record. The transcript has 3 exons.